GAUUAGACUCACCGCCUCCCGUCGUCAGGGGACGGACAUAACGGGCACACUGCAAAAAAUGGCAAAUUAGCAGCCUUUGACAGUCCAUUUAUUCAAAUAUAUAAAUGUAAAUUGAUUAAUCAUCAUCGUAACCCCAGAGCUAUACUUCACGAAAGAGUAACGUUAACGUAUGAGAGGAUCGAAAUGAAAUGAGGUUGUAUAGGUAAUACUCAGAGUCCCAUAAGACACCAUGUCUGAAGAGGCGGUAUCAGAAAGUGAACUGGAGCAAAGCCUUAACAGUGAAGAAGAGGAUUUGGAAAAUGAAGAAGAAGAAGAAGAAGAAGAGGAUGAUGGGGAUGGAGAUGGAGAUGAUGAAGAUGAUGAAGAUGAUGCAGUUGAGCAAACUGGCAGUCCCCAGGACAACGCAGAAACAUCUCGGGAUGGCGAGGAGUCCGUUAACUCCGGGGAGCCCUCUUCUGAGCCUUCGUCCCAGCCCCCAUCUCGCCCCCCCUCCCGAACUCCAUCCAGACCUCCAUCUCGACCUCCGUCGAGACCUGCUUCUUCCUCCCAGCCUCAAGCCAGUCCAGAGGACUCCAGCCAGAGCAAGCCACCUGUGCUCAAAACUAAAACCCCAAAGAUUAAAUCAUCCAAAUCCUCCAAGUCCGCAAAGUCCUCAAAAUCCUCCAAGUCCUCCAAGUCCUCAAAGUCCUCCAAAGGUUCCAGACUAUCAAAGACAUCGAAACCUACACACAUGAGGAAGAACAUCAGAAAGCUGCUGAAGGAGCAUCAGCUGGAGGCUGGGACCAAAGCGGCCCAGCAGGAGGAGAUGGAGCGGCGAAAGCGCCUGGAGCAGCAGAGAAAGGACUUCCCCACCACAGCCCCACCGGUUGCUGAACCUCAACCAGGUUACCCCUCAGACACUACAUCAAGGGCAGGGGAAGCAGCCCAGUUGGUUCCCACUUUGCUCAGCAAGCAGGAAAUCAUCUGUCUGGAUAGUAGUGGUGGUGAGGAGGAGGAGGAAGAGGAGGAGGAGGAGGAAGACGACAAGGAAGAAGCCUCCAAGCUUCCUGACUCUGAUGUAAUUGAGCUGAGUUCUGGGGACGAGGACGCCCUACAAAUCAGUAGUGAGUCCGCUGACGAGGAGGCGGAGGGUGGAGGCACGCAGGAGAGCAGCGGCGCCCAUGUCAACGAUGCGCUGAACCAGCCCGAUACCCAGGGGCGAGUGCUGGUCAACAUCAACCACCCAGCCGACGAGGAAGACCUCUACCUCGCCCCGCAGUUAGCCAGGGCUGUUAAACCUCACCAGGUUGGAGGAAUCCGCUUUUUGUAUGAUAACCUUGUGGAGUCCCUGGAGAGGUACAAGAGUAGCAGUGGUUUUGGCUGCAUCCUGGCUCACAGCAUGGGGCUGGGGAAAACCCUGCAGGUCAUCUCCUUCGUAGACAUCCUGCUAAGGCACACUGGGGCCCAUACCGUGUUGGCCAUUGUCCCUGUGAACACCCUUCAGAACUGGCUAACCGAGUUCAACCUCUGGCUUCCUCCCCAAGAAGCCCUGCCACCCGACACCGACCCUGCCUUCGCCACGGGCCGCACAUUCAGAGUUCACAUUCUCAACGACGAGCACAAAACGACGGUGGCCAGGGCGAAGGUGGUGGAGGACUGGUCAAGAGACGGAGGAGUGCUCCUCAUGGGCUAUGAGAUGUACCGCCUGCUGUCUAUGAAGAAGACUUUCGUCAUGGGCCGCAAGAGGAAGUCUAAAAAGCCUGCCGGGCCCAUCAUCAUCGACCUGGACGAGGAGGACCGACAGCAGGAGCUCAUGAAAGGUAUCGAGCGGUCCAUCGCCCGGCCCGGCCCUGACGUGGUGAUCUGUGACGAGGGCCACCGCAUCAAGAACUGCCACGCCAACACGUCGCAGGCCCUGAAGAGCAUCCGCUCGCGGCGCCGCGUGGUGCUGACCGGCUACCCGCUGCAGAACAACCUCAUCGAGUACUGGUGCAUGGUGGACUUCGUCCGGCCCGACUUCCUGGGCACGCGGCAGGAGUUCAGCAACAUGUUCGAGCGGCCCAUCCUGAACGGGCAGUGUGUGGACAGCACGCCGCAGGACGGACGGCUCAUGCGCUACCGCAGCCACGUGCUGCACAGCCUGCUGGAGGGCUUCGUGCAGAGGCGAGGCCACGACGUGCUGCGAGACCAACUCCCCUCCAAGGAGGAGCAUGUGAUGCUGGUGCGCCUGUCGCCCAUCCAGAGAGCGCUCUACACGGAGUUCAUGAACCGCUUCCGAGAGGCCGGCAACAGCGGCUGGCUGGGCCUCAACCCCCUGAAGGCCUUCUGCGUCUGCUGCAAGAUCUGGAACCACCCCGACGUGCUGUUUGAGACGCUGCAGAAGGAGAACCUGGCCAACGAGCAGGACCUGGACCUGGACGACCUUGCCUCUAACCCCAGGGGCCCCUCUGCCGGCCUCAAGGGCAAGGCCAACGCCGCUCUGCCUCCCAUCAACCACAGUCAGGAACGAGCCAAUCAAGUCAUCACCUACGAAUGGGCUAAAGACAUCAUGUCCAGGUACAGGACCGGGGUACUGGAGAACUCUGCCAAGAUGGUUCUGCUCUUCCAUCUGAUUGAAGAGAGCGUGCGGACCGGUGACAAGAUCCUGGUGUUCAGCCAGAGCUUGUCUACCCUAACGGUGAUCGAGGACUUCUUGGCGAAGAGGCCCGUACCGGUACAUGGAGACAUGCCCAGCCAGCCCUGGGUCCGCAACAUCAACUACUACAGGCUGGAUGGAAGUACAUCCUCCUCAGAGAGAGAGAGACUCAUCAACCAGUUCAAUGACCCGCAGAACAUCAAUGCAUGGGUGUUCCUACUGUCUACAAGGGCGGGCUGCCUGGGCGUGAACCUGAUCGGGGCCAACCGCGUGGUGGUGUUCGACGCCUCCUGGAACCCGUGCCACGACGCCCAGGCCGUGUGCCGGGUGUACCGCUACGGCCAGAGGAAGCCCUGCCAUAUCUACCGGCUGGUGUGCGACUUCACCCUGGAGAAGAAGAUCUACGACCGGCAGGUCUCCAAGCAGGGCAUGUCGGAUCGUGUGGUGGACGACCUCAACCCAGUGCUGAACUUCACGCGGAAGGAGGUGGAGUCCCUGCUGCACUUUGUGGAGGAGGAGCCCGACCAAAAGUACUCCCUGAAGCCCCACGAGGACAUGGAGUCGGUCAUGAGCCAGGCCUGCCUGCUCUACCCUCACCUCAUCACCAAGAUCCCCUUCCACCACGAGUCUCUUCUGAUGGACCGGAAGGAGUCCAAGUUGACCAAGGCAGAGAAGAGAGCCGCCAAGAAGAGCUACGAGGACGAGAAGAGGGCCUGUGUCCCGUACUCGCGUCCGUCCUACGCCCACUACUACCCCACCAGCGACCAAACCCUCGCCAACAUACCAGCGUUCAGCCAGCGCAACUGGUGUCCCGGUGGCAGGCCAGAGGACAAGCCCGUGGCUAGUGUCCGGCCCAUCCAGUCCACUCCCAUCCCCAUGAUGCCUCGGCAGGCCAGCAUGGCCGGGUCCAGCUCUGGAGGGGGCGGCUUUCCUGUCAACUUCCUGCAGAAGGCGGGAGUUUAUGUCCAGAGGAUCGUAACAACAACUGACAUUGUUAUUCCAGGAGCCAACAGUAAUUCAGAGGCCCAGGCCAGAAUAGGAGCAGGAGAAAGCAUCCAUGUCAUCAAGGGUUCUAAAGGUACCUACAUUAGGACCAAUGAUGGUCGAAUCUUUGCCAUUCGAUCAGGAAAGAUCAGCCGGCAAGCAACGGGAGGCUCCUCAUCUUCAAGAGGUACAGUAUAUACUUAAAGCAGUGAAGUCCUCUUAGAGCAGCCGGGUCGUCUUGUAGAAGUUAAGUCCUCUUAUAGCAUUUAAGUCCUCUUAUAGUAUUGAAGACCUCAUUUAGUAUUCAUGUCCUCACUCAUAGUAGUGAAGUCCUCUUGUAGCAGUGAAGUCCUGUUACAAUAGUGUACUCAUUCAGGUCCUCUUCUAGUGAUCAAGUCCUUACAAUAACUGUCCCAUUUAUUUAUUUCGGAACUAUGUUCGAGGCAUUCCUUGAUGGGGUCUUGAUGGAAAUGACUAAUAAAUUACCUAAUUAUUUAUCUGUGGAUUAAACUAAAGAUUUCUAGACAUAACCCUUAAUUUGUUUUGGUAAACCUUGGCUUAAAUAUCAUAGCAACUGUGCUGUCUGGGAAGCGUCCCCCUCCCCUAGCUCAUCCUUAGCUCACGGAGCCAGCCUCUGUAUUCGCUAGACAGUAGCACCAUCUAGAGGGCAAAACAGCAAUACACCUGGGGCCUCUACGAAUAGUCAAAUCUCCUCUGCCUCCUUUCCUUAACCUUUGUGGAAAACGUCAUCAGGUCAAGGAGAGAUGAAAAUGUGAUUCCUUUCGAACAUAGGAAAAGACAGCACUGUUUAAAAAGAAUUUGACUCCACUCUUCCUAACCGACGUCAUUGCACGACGGCGGGUAUUGCCGACCUCUAGCGUCUCUAGUGUGAAACUACAAUUUUCCGAAGAUUGACUAAACAAGCGCUCUUUGAUCCAU
Messenger RNA from Gadus chalcogrammus (walleye pollock), 4537 nucleotides. RefSeq names its product RAD54 like 2 (gene rad54l2). Gene Ontology annotation, molecular function: ATP binding; ATP hydrolysis activity; ATP-dependent chromatin remodeler activity. The coding region runs from base 230 to 3802 and encodes 1190 amino acids. Gene Ontology annotation, cellular component: nucleus. Lineage: Eukaryota; Metazoa; Chordata; Actinopteri; Gadiformes; Gadidae. The transcript has 21 exons. The record is from RefSeq and is a predicted model, not a curated record.